AUGACUACUUUAAAUAUCGAUUUAAAUUCUUACAAUGAUUGUAUCAUUGAUAAUUUCGAGAGUGAAACAUUCAACAAAUUGGUUGUAGAUCAUCAUAGAGAUGAUUUAAACGAAUCAAAUACUGUAUUGGAUGUUGCUGAAGGCAAUUUGAUAUAUUUAGCUUUGGCUGGUAGUCAAUCAUUCAAUUUGCAUAUAAAUGGGAGUGAUCAAGAUUUCAUUGGUGUCAGAGAAGCACCUAUUGAUGUUGUUUUGUCGCUAGAUGGACCAAAGGAUACAAUUCAUCAUUUGAAACCUGAUAUUUCAAUAUAUGAGUUAAGACACUAUUGCAAGUUACUUCUAAUGGGUAAUCCUAAGCAAAUAGAGGCACUCUAUACAAAAGAUAUGUGUUACAUCUCUGAGGAAUGGCAACACCUGCAGCGUAUCAAAAGAAAGUUGAUAACAUUGGUGUCGAUCGAUCACUACUAUAACACAAUCAAGGCACUUCACUAUGACUUGAAAUAUAUGUCUAAAGAGAGAUCACUGUCUUUGGAUGGAAAUGCAAAUGAAGAAUCAAAUGAAAAGAAAAGGAGAAAACAUCAAAAGAUGGUGGAAAACAAUAAGGUACAGAGUAUCAUCAAUCAAAAGAAACAAGAGGAUGCGAAUCUAGAGGUUGGAAACACAUUCCAUAAGAAAGCAUAUCACUCUAUUAGACUUUUGACAGAGGUGAAUCGUUUGUUGGAUGGAUUGGAUCCAAUCGUGAGAUUCGAAGAUUCAAGUUUAGAGAGACAACUCAUACUCACUAUCAGAAAAGAGGAGAUACCAGACAAGGAACUAAUGGAGUUGAUAGACAGUAAAUACAGUGAAUUCGAAUUUAAACGACAGAGUAUAGAUACAAGUAGUUUACCAGAGGAAGUUGAUAUCGAUUUAGUAAAUAAGUGGUUAGUUAAUAUUCGUAGGAAAGCAAUAGAUCAAGAUAAAAGCGACAGAUUCAACUUUAAUAGCAAUCAAGGUGGUCAGAGCAUAAAACAACAAGCAGAUAAUUUAUUGUUAAAGAAUGGUAUUAGAGGUCAAGUUAUUUAUGUUGGUAUCAGUGGUAGUCAUCUCUUCAAUCUCUCUACCAACUCUGAUGAAUCUCAGCUCUACGACUAUGUUGGUGUUUAUGCCGCUGACACUGAUGAUGUUGUAUCAUUAUGUCCACCACCAAUCAAGAUAGAUCAAGAGUCAGUCAGCAAAUCUAGUGAAUAUAUACCCAGGAAUCAUAAGCCUGCACCAUCACCGGUCGCUACAAAGAAAGAUAUCACAACUCGUGGAAUGAUUCUUUAUGAAGUUGGCUAUGCAAUCUCUUUAUUUAUCAAUGGAAACUAUCGAUUGUUCGAACAACUGUUUGUCGAUGAAAGAAUAACACAACGAUAUACUACCGAUGCCUGGUUGGAGUUGUUGUCAAACAAGUCAUUCUAUUCGAAUAGAACAAUGGCUCAGGCUAACUGGGGAGUAGGACAAGCCGAGUAUAUGAAAGCACGUCAACUACUUGGACUGAAAAAGAUCAUUACAAACAAGAGAGCUUUGAAGAAGUUGUCAGCAGAUGCGACAAAGUAUGAAAACGAAACUAUUGGUGAGAAAGUAACAGACAACGAUAUCAAGUUAGCAUCUCGGUGCUUAUACUACUCCUUUAGAUUGUUAUGGGUUUCGAAACAGAUAUUAAACGGUAGCAAAUCUCCAUCGUUAUAUUUUGAAAAUGAUAGUGAAGAGAGAAAUCUGUUGUUACAACUCAAAGAUGGACUGAUAAAUAGAGAGACCAUCAUGACAUCUAUUGAAAAUUGCAAGUCACUUAUGGAAGAGACAUCAGAAUCAUUGGAAAUAUUGAAAACUAUUUGCAAAUCCGAUGAAUUGGAAUCACAAACCAAGACUCUACUCAAUCCAUGGUUAAUAAAAAUAAGAAAGUCAUUAUAA
Heterostelium album PN500 is the source of this 1929-nucleotide messenger RNA. RefSeq lists its product as uncharacterized. Lineage: Eukaryota; Evosea; Eumycetozoa; Acytosteliales; Acytosteliaceae. The transcript is spliced from 2 exons. Bases 1 to 1929 code for a protein of 642 amino acids. The record is from RefSeq and is a predicted model, not a curated record.